Messenger RNA from Glycine soja, 1587 nucleotides. Its product is annotated as vacuolar-processing enzyme-like. The transcript has 8 exons. Gene Ontology annotation, molecular function: cysteine-type endopeptidase activity. Gene Ontology annotation, biological process: vacuolar protein processing. Lineage: Eukaryota; Viridiplantae; Streptophyta; Magnoliopsida; Fabales; Fabaceae. The record is from RefSeq and is a predicted model, not a curated record. The coding region runs from base 93 to 1517 and encodes 474 amino acids.
GGACUAUCACUCUUGCUUAAUACAAUGUUGGCAUAGAUAGUUCUAGUGUGAUUUCUUAGCAAGUUUUUCCUCUUUCUCAUAUUAUACGCAAGAUGAAGUUCAACAUUAGAAAUUGGGUUACACUAAUAGCCUCAGUGUGGAUGAGCUUCACAGUGAGUGUAAUGGAAGGUGUGCGUCCUUUACCUAAUCCAUUAAUAGAGGCACAUGGGCACGUUAAGCAUGCAACGGCAAAAAGAUGGGCCGUUCUUGUUGCUGGUUCAAAGGGUUAUGAUAAUUAUAGGCACCAAGCAGAUGUUUGCCAUGCCUACCAAGUACUAAAGAAGGGUGGUCUUAAAGAUGAAAACAUCAUUGUUUUCAUGUAUGAUGACAUUGCCAACCAUACUCUAAACCCUAGGCUUGGCACUGUAAUCAAUAAACCAAAUGGUCCAGAUGUUUAUAAAGGAGUUCCCAAGGAUUAUACUGGAAAUGCCACCACUUCAGAAAACUUUUAUGCUGUAAUUAGUGGUAACCGAAGUGCUCUCUCUGGAGGUAGUGGCAAGGUUGUGGACAGUGGUCCGAAUGACACCAUUUUCAUUUAUUAUGCGGACCAUGGUGCUACCGGUGUCAUUGGCAUGCCAGUUGGGGAUUUUGUGAUGGCCAACGAUUUCGUAGAUGUGUUGAAGAAGAAACAUGCAGCUAAAUCUUACAAAAAGAUGGUGAUAUACAUGGAAGCAUGUGAAUCUGGGAGCAUGUUUGAAGGUAUUCUUCCGAAUAACAUAGACGUAUAUGCGACCACCGCUGCCAACACAGAUGAGGAUAGUUAUGGUUUUUAUUGUCCUGAUCUCUACCCUACUCCACCGCCUGAGUACACUACUUGUUUGGGAGAUGAGUACAGCAUUUCAUGGUUAGAAGACAGUGACAAAAAUGAUAUGGUAAAUGAAACUCUGCAACAACAGUAUGAAACAGUUCGUCGAAGAACGUUAGUUAGUCAUAUUAAUGCCACUUCCCAUGUGAUGCAAUAUGGAGAUAAAGAGUUGAACAAUGAUUCUCUAGCUAUCUACAUUGGUGCACUAGCCCCCAGUCUAAGUCUUAAUGAAAAUGCACAUUCCUUUGAACAAUCUACUACUCAAACUAAACUUAUUAGCCAACGAGAUACCCGUUUACUCCAUCUCAGGCUCGAGUUGCAAAAGGCUCAAGAUGGUUCUGAGAAGUUGAAAGCUCAGAAAGAGUUAGCUGAUGAAAUUGCACAUAGGGAACAUGUAGAUAAUGUUGUCCAUCUCAUAGGGGAUCUCUUGUUUGGAGAAGAGAAUAGCUCUGCUAUGAUGUUCCAUGUUCGUCCAGCUGGCAAGCCUCUUGUUGAUGAUUGGGAUUGUUUUAAGACCCUUGUAAAAACAUAUGAGAGCCAGUGCGGUACCUUAUCAAGCUAUGGAAGAAAAUACACAAGAGCCUUUGCUAACAUGUGCAAUGCUGGCAUUUAUGAGGAGCAACUGAAAACAACGACAUCGCAAGCUUGUCCCCAGAAAAAUCAUGCUUCUUAAAUUAAUCCUCUAAGUUGAUAAUGUGAUAACCAAUACAUUGAGUAAUAAAUUUUGUUUCCGUUCUACAAAA